This is a messenger RNA of Mesocestoides corti, 1008 nucleotides long. The record is from the annotation of a GenBank genome assembly. Lineage: Eukaryota; Metazoa; Platyhelminthes; Cestoda; Cyclophyllidea; Mesocestoididae.
AUGGGGAAAAAGGGGAAGAAGAACCGCUUUAAUCAAGUUCUUGAUAUUGAUAUCAGUUAUUCCAGUCACAGCGUUAUCGACGGUGGUGCUUCUCUCCCGCCGGAAGUAAAUCUGUCGAAGGAGAAAGUGUCAGAAUUACAGCGAAUCAAAGCUAAUCUACCAACUGCCCCACAAGCAGUGCGCAUUGAAGAAGAAAUAGCUCGUAUCCCAGAAUGUGGACCCUUUCGUGUGGUGCUCGUCAAUGUACCUUAUGCUGCAACUCGGAGCGAUAUAGAAAACUUCUUCGAUCCCAUUCAACCAACUCAAAUUCGCACAAUCGAAGAUGAUGGACGUUUUCGUGGGUUCUGCUUCAUAGAUUUUGCAUCAAAAGCAGAUCUAUUAAAAGCGCUCGAGAAGGACAAUAGUUUCAUUCAUAGUCGCCGCGUUACAAUGCGCAUAGCCGACCAGCAAGUGCGACUCCUAACCAAUUCUUAUGCUUCUUUCGGCGUGCUUGUUUUCAGGGGCUAUGAAGCUGGUGGUGGCGGAGGCGAGCAAACAGAAUCAAUCGGUUGGACCCGUCGGGCGUCGCGACCGACACCGCAGACCUCGCAGCCCGGGUCUUUCUCGCGCUCGUCGGCUCCCGCCCCAGUGGUGGGUCCACCGGCAGAGCGGCCAGUCAUUCGCUUAGCCCCACGCAUCCUACCCCUCGACCAAUCAGAGGAGAGGGUUGAGUCUGCUCAGUACUCUGCAAUUUUCGGAGCUGCCAAACCCGUUGAUAUAGUUGCUCGGGAACGUGAAAUUGAAAAAGUAGGUAUUGUACCAACCGGUGUUCUCGUAGUCGCCGUUUUCGCUAGUUUCCCCUACCACAUGUCUCAGUUCGUGCAGUUUGAAUCCGAGAUCCUGUUAACCUUUUCGGAGCGAUUUCUCCACGACUCCAUCGAUGGUUCCGAACACCGACAAAUCGUCAACUCGUUUUUUUUUCCAUUAUCACCAACAUUCCAGGUUUCACUCAAUUUUUGUGAAUUUUGA